AUGGCAACCUUUGUCAAAAGCGGGUUCCACGAGACAGCAGACUGUGCAAUGCCCUCGUUGACCAAUCCCAACAACAUGUGUAUCAUUACCGGGGUUCCCACCAGCUUCCAUGGCAUAUCCGGCAACUUCUACCUGGACAAGGAAACAGGGAAAGAGCACAUGAUUCUGGAUGAUUCCACCAUGCGCGGGACGACGAUUCUUGCCCGACUAGCAGACGCAGGAGUUCGAGUUGCCGCCAUCACCGCGAAGGACAAGCUCCGGCGCAUCAUUCAGCAUGGCUUGUCUCCUGAAAAGGGAUCAAUCUGUUUCUCGGCCCAGUGCGCAAAUGAGUGCACGGAUGUCGAGCACGGCAUACACGGGGUUGAAGAGUGGCUUGGCCAGUCCGCACCCUCGCAGUAUUCCGGAGAACUAUCUUUAUUCGUCCUCGAUGCCGGAUUGAAGCUCUUGCAAGAGAACCGUGCGGACUUCUUCUAUCUGACACUCUCGGACUACAUCCAGCAUAAGUAUGCUCCGCGAUCUCGACAGGCGAAUGAGUUCAUGCACGCUAUCGACACGAGGCUGGGCGAGUUUGUCAAACUGGGAGCGGUUGUGGCCGUAACUGGAGAUCACGGGAUGAGCGACAAGGCUGAUGAAAACGGAAAGCCCAAUGUCCUGUUCCUGGGCGACUUCCUGGAUUCGAAUUGGCCAGAGAGCCGCGCCAAGGUCAUUUGUCCUAUCACGGAUCCGUUUGUCAAGCAUCACGGGGCACUUGGAGGCUUUGUCCGAGUUCAUCUGACCAACACUUCCGUUGUAAGUGACAUGAUCGCAGCCUGCCGUGAACUUCCUCAGGUAGAGACGGCUCUCACUGGCGAGGAGGCAGCAUCUGUCUAUGAGAUGCCGUUGGAUCGCGAAGGAGACAUUGUGGUUAUCGCCAAGAAGAAUUUUGCCAUUGGGAGCAAGCGAGAAGAGCACGAUUUGUCCAACUUGGAAGGCCAUCGACUCCGUACACACGGAGGCUUGUCGGAGCAGCAGAUUCCGCUCCUGAGAUCAACCGCGAUUGAGUCAACGAGCUCCUCAGAGACAAAGAGAUGGAGGAACUUUGACAUUUUCGAUCUGGCGCUCAACUACUAG
Messenger RNA from Purpureocillium lilacinum, 1110 nucleotides. RefSeq lists its product as uncharacterized. The record is from RefSeq and is a predicted model, not a curated record. Lineage: Eukaryota; Fungi; Ascomycota; Sordariomycetes; Hypocreales; Ophiocordycipitaceae. Gene Ontology annotation, molecular function: phosphonoacetate hydrolase activity.